Molecule: messenger RNA, 3581 nt
Organism: Odobenus rosmarus divergens (Pacific walrus)
Lineage: Eukaryota; Metazoa; Chordata; Mammalia; Carnivora; Odobenidae
Gene: NYAP1
Product: neuronal tyrosine-phosphorylated phosphoinositide-3-kinase adaptor 1
Exons: 7
Coding region: 159-2678 (839 amino acids)
Biological process (GO): neuron projection morphogenesis; phosphatidylinositol 3-kinase/protein kinase B signal transduction
Source: RefSeq, a predicted model, not a curated record
UCUCUGUCUCUCCUCCUCCCUCCUCCUGCUCCGGGCGGAGCCCGGCAUGGGGGGGCCGGCGCCCGGCAGGCCAGUGGAUCCGGGACCCAGGGAGGGCCGCCCCCCGGGCCUGGUGGCGCUGAGCAGGGCCCCCCAGCCCCCACCUCCUGCCCCACGACAUGAACCUCCUCUACCGAAAAACCAAGCUGGAGUGGAGGCAGCACAAGGAGGAGGAGGCCAAGAGGAGCUCCAGUAAGGAGGUGGCUCCUGCAGGCCCCGCAGGGCCUGGGGCUGGCCCGGGGCCUGGGGUCCGUGUGCGGGACAUCGCCUCGCUGCGCCGCUCCCUCAGGAUGGGCUUCAUGACAAUGCCAGCCUCCCAGGAGCACACCCCCCACCCCUGCCGCAGCGCCAUGGCCCCACGCUCACUCUCCUGCCAUUCAGUGGGCAGCAUGGACAGUGUUGGGGGUGGGCCUGGGGGAGGAGGUGGGGGUCUCACAGAGGACAGCAGUGCCCGAAGACCCCCUGCCAAGCCCCGGAGACAUCCCAGCACCAAGCUCAGCAUGGCAGGGUCAGGGGCAGAGAUGCCCCCCAGCAAGAAAGCAGGCUCACAGAAGCCAACCCCAGAGGGCCGAGAGUCCAGCCGGAAGGUUCCUCCACAGAAGCCCAGGAGAAGCCCAAACACCCAGCUCUCUGUCUCCUUCGAUGAGUCCUGUCCCCCAGCCCCCUCUCCUCGAGGGGGGAAUCUGCCCCUUCAGCGCCUCAGUAGGGGGUCCUGCGUAGCUGGGGACCCUGAGGUGGGUGCCCAGGAAGAGGAGCCCGUGUACAUUGAGAUGGUGGGGGAUGUCUUCAGGGGAGGAGGGCGAAGUGGAGGGGGCCUGACUGGGCCCCCUCUUGGGGGUAGGGGCCCAACCCCUCCAGCUGGCGCCGACUCGGACUCAGAAGAGAGCGAGGCUAUAUAUGAGGAGAUGAAGUACCCGCUGCCAGAGGAGGCAGGGGAAGGCCGGGCCAACGGGGCCCCUCCAUUGACCGCAAGCUCCUCGCCACACCAGCCUCCUGCCCUGCAGCCCCACACCCACCGUCGGCCAGCUUCAGCCCUCCCAAGCCGGAGGGAUGGGACACCUACCAAGACCACUCCUUGUGAAAUCCCCCCGCCCUUCCCCAACCUCCUCCAGCACCGCCCUCCGCUCCUGGCCUUCCCCCAAGCCAAGGCUGCUUCCCGAACCCCUGGCGAUGGGGUCUCGAGGCUACCGGUCCUCUGCCACUCGAAGGAGCCAGCGGGCUCCACCCCAGCUCCCCAAGUGCCUGCCCGGGAGCGGGAGACGCCUCCCCCACCGCCUCCGCCUCCUGCUGCCAACCUGCUGCUGCUGGGACCCUCGGGCCGGGCCCGGAGCCACUCAACACCAUUGCCACCCCAGGGCUCUGGCCAGCCCCGGGGGGAGCGGGAGCUCCCCAACUCCCACAGCAUGAUCUGCCCCAAGGCGGCAGGGGCGCCGGCAGCCCCUCCUGCCCCGGCCGCCUUGCUCCCUGGCCCCCCCAAGGACAAGGCUGUGUCUUACACCAUGGUGUACUCGGCAGUCAAGGUGACCACGCAUUCCGUCCUGCCAGCUGGUCCACCCCUAGGUGUUGGGGAGCCAAAGACGGAGAAGGAGAUCUCAGUCCUCCACGGGAUGCUGUGCACCAGCUCGAGGCCCCCAGUGCCUGGGAAGUCCAGCCCCCACAGCGGGACCAUGGGCGCAGCAGCUGGGGUCCUCCACCAUCGUGGCUGCCUGGCCUCCCCACACAGCCUUCCGGACCCAACCACAGGCCCCCUGACUCCCCUCUGGACCUACCCAGCUGCAGCAGCUGGGCUCAAGAGACCUCCUGCCUAUGAGAGCCUCAAGGCUGGGGGGGUGCUGAAUAAGGGCUGUGGAAUGGGGGCCCCAUCCCCCAUGGUCAAGAUCCAGCUGCAGGAGCAGGGGACCGACGGGGGUGCCUUUGCUAGCAUCUCCUGCGCCCAUGUCAUCGCCAGUGCAGGGACACCGGAGGAGGAAGAAGAGGAGAUGGGUGCCACGACAUUUGGGGCAGGCUGGGCUCUGCAGAGGAAGGUCCUGUAUGGAGGGAGGAAGGCAAAAGAGCUGGACAAGGUCGAGGAUGGUGCCCGGGCCUGGAAUGGCAGUGCCGAGGGUCCAGGCAAGGUGGAGCGUGAGGACAGGGGCCCUAUGGCAUCAGGGAUCCCAGUGAGGAGUCAGGGGGCAGAGGGCCUGCUGGCCAGGAUCCACCACGGAGGGGACCGAGGAGGGAGUCGCACAGCGCUGCCUGUACCCUGCCAGACGUUUCCUGCCUGCCACCGCAAUGGAGACUUCACGGGAGGCUACCGCCUGGGGCGCUCGGCCUCCACCUCUGGAGUCCGGCAGGCCGCGCUCCAUACCCCCCGGCCCUGCAGCCAGCCUAGGGAUGCCCCAAGCCAGACCCACCCCGCCCUGCCGCUGCCCCUACCGCCUCAGCCCUCCCGGGAGCGCGAUGGCAAGCUGCUGGAGGUGAUAGAGCGCAAGCGCUGCGUGUGCAAGGAGAUCAAGGCCCGCCACCGCCCAGACCGAGGCCUCUGCAAGCAGGAGAGCAUGCCCAUCCUCCCCAGCUGGCGGCGGGGGCCCGAGCCCCGCAAGUCCGGCACCCCGCCCUGCCGCCGGCAGCACACUGUCCUCUGGGACACUGCCAUCUGAGGAGGCCGGGAGGCCGGGGCACCGGACUGGGGAGCGGGGCGGGGGUGCCCGGCUCUCCGGGAGACUUGCCUUGAAAGAGGGACACUUGAAGGACCAGGUGAGAGAAAGCCAGGGAGAACCCCCUGCCUUCCACCCUAACCCCCGGACACAGGGAGUCUGCCAGGCCCAUCGGGCAUGGGGCGCCAGCCGCACCCCCUGAAAUUUGGGGGAGGAGGGUUGAGGUUCGGAGUGAGGCCCUCCGCUGCUCUUCCUCCUGGGCGAGGUAGACUCCUCCUCCUGAGAGGGCAAAGGCCGAGCCAGAGGUCAGCAUGGGGGAGGAGGGAAGGGUAGGGAGGACGACGGGGGGCGGGUUAGGUGAAGGACAAGGCUAGAGAGUGUGAGGUAGAGGGGCUCUUUAAUAGAGCCGGGAGUGGGGAGGGGGUAUUUAUUUCGUUAUUUAUUUUAGUUGGGAGGGCAAUUCUGGGCUCUUCUGACCUACUUCUGGGCAGGGAGUAGGCAGUGGUGGGCAGUUAAAGGGAACCAAGUUUGUGCUCUCCCCAAAGCCUGAAGGCCCCACCAUCUAUGCCCACCCUGACGCUGGGCAUUGGUCUGGACUGGGGAGCCAAGCAAGAGAAGGGAGGGACUCCGGUGAGCUGAGGGCCGCAGCCUCAUUUACAGUAUUUACGAAUGACCAGAAUUUGGUAGUGAGUGUGGCCUGCUGUGAAACAGGCAUCUUUAUUUAGCUCUGGGGUGAGGGUCUAGCACCAGGGAUGGGUGGGAUGAUGGGGAAGGAGGGAAAUUUUAGCGGGUGGGGGGAGGGCGGGGUAUUUAUUUAAAUUUUAAAAAAAAAUCAGAAGAGAUGUCAGGAACUUUUUUUUAAUUCCUUUCUUUUCAGAAUAAUAUAUUAAAAGACUAACGAUCCUA